GGUUGGAUCAUAUCCGUUCUGUACCGUGAUUGGCUGCUGAACCAGGAAGCGCGUUUCCUUUGAAUGUUUCUGGCGAUCGUAUUGGUCCGUUUCAAGACUUUAAAUUCCAAACGGUUGUGACCGCAGGAGCAGAGGGGUUUUCAAAAGAAGUCAUUUCUGGUCACAGUGCUGCUGAACACUUGGACGAAAGACGUGAUAACUCCGGUCAAUUGUACCUAUAUUUUUGAGGAUGAGUUCGGUUGAAGUGAAUGAUGAGAAUCGUGGGGUCUGCCCUGGAGGAAAGCAGAACAGUUUAAUUAAUGACAUUUUCGCUCUGGAUCAGCCAACUGGGAGGCCUUCCAUCCUGCGACAGACGGAGAACCUGCCCAGCAAGACUGUGCCAAAGGGGACGAAGGUUUGUUUUCAGACUCCACGAAGAGACCCUGUGACUAAAAGAAUUGUAUCUCCCACUAAAACUGUCAAGAUGGCCUGUGUAGAAGAGUGUACAAAAGCAAUGGAGUCCUUAAAUUUGGAUAAAACAAUUACUUUACCACAAGAUGCCUCCGGGCAGCCUGAUGAGCCCAAACAAGAUGUGUCCUCUUAUCCUGAUGACGACAUGCCGAUUCAAAGCAAAGGAGGCUAUCAGUUGGAUUUUGACAACCUUGACGCCAUAAAUCCAUUUCAGGGGUCUGUUAAGAUGGUCCUCUCUCCUGUGAGGCCUGCUGUUGAAACUCCCCCAUCAGGGUCUCAGCAAACACAACCAGAGAAUAUCUCCGACGAGCCCGCCAAAAUCGAAUCUGCGCUGGACGAGACGCUUCCAUUCAUCCCAUCUGUGGAGAACUCACUGGCCGACAUCUCCACCAACAUCAGCUCCACAGAGAGCAGUGUGGUCACCGUGGUGAAGGUCGCAGAGGUUGAGGAGCUCGACUCAUGCACCGCCACCCCUGAUGAAAAACAGCCCGCUAAAAUCUCUCCAAAUGUUGAUCAAGACAAAGUGUCAGGCGGUUUAGUGGAGGAUGCUCCACUGCCAGCAAAAGGUGCCUACACUUUGGAUUUUGACGACCUUGAUGCAAUCAAUCCUUUCCAAACUGGGGGAUCUAAAAUCCAGAAUUCCCCUGUUGUUGGAAGAAAGGUGCCAGAUGUUAAACCGCCUGUGGAGGAGAUGCAGGUAGAGGAAAAUAAACCCACAAAUGUUGACAUAUCUGAGGCGGCACCUGAGAUGAAACCUGUAGCUGCAGUGGCCCCGAUAAUAGCUAAUACUGUCGAAACUUCAGCUGCUGAAUCUACAUCCCAGCCCGCUGACGCCCCGGUCAAGGACGGACCGGUCAAACUUGAGUUCAACUUUGAUGAUGGCAGUGAGGUCAAACGCAAACCGCCACCCAAGAAAUUUGGCAAAAGGCCCUCUGGUCUAAAACCUAAAGCAGAGAAGCAGCCGAGUGACGUCAAACCACCAAAAGCGACACCCGUGGAGCCUGAUGCUGCAGAUGUCGCAGAUGUUCCAGUUCCCAAAGGGUCUUACUCGUUUGACGUCGACAAAUUUGACGACCCAAACUUCAAUCCCUUUGGCUCCAAAGCAAGCAUGGCCAACUCACCACAGUGCAGCAAGAAAUCAGGCACCGUGCUGACGGAAACUUCAAUUCCAGAGCAACCGGACAAGCCUGAGGAGGAGGAAGCUGCAUCAUCAGCAUGUGCAGGAGAGUGUGUCCCAGCUGCAGAACCCAAACCUGAAGCAAAAGCCGAAGACAAGGCUGCCUCUGACCGGGACAAAGGAUUUCAGCUUGAGGCUGGACGACCUGUGGAGAGUCUCCCUGAGCAGAAGACGCAGGCGGCCACGUCCGAAUUUAAUGACGAGUUUGUUCCUGGAACCAUUUUCAUGGCCAAUGACUUUGACGGACAAAUCGACUACCUUGAACAGUUUGGGUCCAGCAGUUUCAAGGAGUCUGCACUGAGGAAACAAUCCCUGUACCUUAAAUUUGACCCCCUCCUGAGAGAGAGCCCCAAGAAGUCUGCGGGCCCGGCCGCUCAGCCCCACGGCCCUCGCCCCGCUGACUUUGUUUCACGGCUCGAAACUCCACAGAUGGCAGGAAAGACUACAAAUGCACCACAGAAGGAUGAUUUCAAACUGUUUGAUGAUGCAACAGCACCAGCUCCUUCAAUCCUCACGGACCUCGUCCCGCCUUUCCCCCAGCCAGCAAACACAGAGGAUGCUAUCAUUGAAGUGCUGAAGUACAGUCAGAAAGACAUGGACGCAGCCAUUGCCAGGGUCCGAGCUGAAGGAAUGGAAAAAGAGGAGCAGUGGAGCGCAAAGUAUAAGAAGGUCCUGGAUGAUGGUCAGGAGAUGAGGAAGAUAACUGCAGAAUUUGAGCUCAUGAUUGCAAAAAUGAUGGCUGAUCAAGAGAAGGAGAGGGAGGUGGCCCAGGCGAAGCUCACCGAGGCUCUGCUGGAAAAGGAGCAAGUGUCCAGUGACCUGAACACAAUGGAGAGAUCUUUCUCCGACCUUUUCAAGAGACUGGAGAAGUACAAGGACGUUGUCGAGGGCUACAAAAAGAAUGAGGAGACUCUGAAAGCGUGUGCUCAGGAUUAUCUGGUGAGGAUCAAAAAAGAGGAGCAGCGCUACCAGACCCUUAAAGCCCACGCCGAGGAGAAAAUCAGCCAUGCGAAUUCAGAGAUCGCAGAUGUGCGGUCCAAGAGCAAAGCUGAAAUAUCUGCACUUCAAGCCCAGCUGCGGCGGGAGCAGCUGAAGGUGCAGUCACUGGAGAAAAGUCUGGACCAGAAGGAGAAGGAGGUUGAGGAGCUCACCAAACUGUGUGAUGAGCUGAUCACCAAAGUCCAGAAGGGUUGAGCUCAUUUGUAAAUCCUGUAAAUAUUUUUCAGAUUUUCGUUGUCGGUGUCCAAAUCAUUUUCUUGUGUAGUAUGUUGUUUGUCUUUGUAUAUGUUCUUAUGAUACUGUAAAAAGAGUUAAUAAAGCUGAUUUACGAGUUUUAGUGACUU
This is a messenger RNA of Plectropomus leopardus (leopard coralgrouper), 2970 nucleotides long. It is a transcript of the gene tacc3, whose product is annotated as transforming, acidic coiled-coil containing protein 3. Gene Ontology annotation, cellular component: cytoplasm. The record is from RefSeq and is a predicted model, not a curated record. NCBI's taxonomy places the organism in Eukaryota, Metazoa, Chordata, Actinopteri, Perciformes, Serranidae. Gene Ontology annotation, biological process: mitotic spindle organization; cerebral cortex development; nuclear migration.